Funneliformis caledonium is the source of this 342-nucleotide messenger RNA. The record is from the annotation of a GenBank genome assembly. NCBI's taxonomy places the organism in Eukaryota, Fungi, Glomeromycota, Glomeromycetes, Glomerales, Glomeraceae.
AUGUUAUAUUGUUGUAAGACAAGGAACGAUUUUGAAAAAUUAUUAGCCAAGCACAUUUUGAUUCAUGCUUAUGGGAUAGAAAUGGUGAUUUUAUUAGUCAAAUCGCAAAUUAUUACAUUCAUUCUUGAAUUUCCAUAUAAUGAAUCAGAUGACUACAUUUUUUCUGAUCAGUUAAUAGAAAUCAUUAGAGGAUUAAUUUGUAUUAGGCAGACUCUUCAAGAAACUAUCAGUAUAGUAAUGGAUUUGGGAUUUUCACAAAAUUCUCAUAUUUUAAUUUGCCAUCGACAACCAUUUUAUUCCGAAGGCCAUAUAAUUGAUCUGCAAACCAAAAAAAAUAAUUAA